AUGAUCAUUUACAAAGACGUACCAUUAGUACAAUUAUCUACUACUAAUUCUUUUAUCAACCAUUUUAUAAUCAUUUUCUAUGAAGAAACUAAUAAUAAUAAUAAUAAUAAUAAUAAUAAUAAUAAUAAUAAUAAUAAUAAUAAUAAUAAUAAUAAUAAUAAUAAUAAUAAUAAUAAUAAUAAUAAUAAUAAUAAUAAAAUUGAAACAGGACAAAGACGAACCUUUUCUGUGCAGAACGGAUUGAUUGGUGAGAUAUAA
Messenger RNA from Schistosoma guineensis, 258 nucleotides. The record is from the annotation of a GenBank genome assembly. NCBI's taxonomy places the organism in Eukaryota, Metazoa, Platyhelminthes, Trematoda, Strigeidida, Schistosomatidae.